AUGUCGCACACGUCGACGAUGAUCGUGCGCUUCAGCGAAACCGACGGACAGGGCGUCGUGUUCAAUGGAAGCUAUCCGGUGUACGCGGACGCCGCGUUCGACGCGUGGUUGGAGGCGGUGCGGGGACGGGCGUUCGCGUGGGACGUGGGACGAAAUCACGCCGUGGCGGCAAAGAGCACGUGGAAUUUCCGAAAGUCUGCAAAGUAUUUGGAUCGGAUCGAGGUGAAGUGCUCGGUGUCGCGGUGGGGGAACACGAGCUUUGAUGUGACGUACGAUGGGACGGUGGAUGGUGAAGCUUGCUUUGAUGGAGUGGUGACGUACGUGUGCGUGGACUCUGAACAUCGCAGACCGGUGGAAAUUCCCAAAGAUUUAAGAAAUGCCCUGAGCUCGACACCGCGCGCGAAGAUGUGA
This is a messenger RNA of Ostreococcus tauri, 411 nucleotides long. RefSeq names its product unnamed product. The record is from RefSeq and is a predicted model, not a curated record. Bases 1 to 411 code for a protein of 136 amino acids. The transcript has a single exon. Gene Ontology annotation, molecular function: fatty acyl-CoA hydrolase activity. Lineage: Eukaryota; Viridiplantae; Chlorophyta; Mamiellophyceae; Mamiellales; Bathycoccaceae.